GUACAAAGAUGGCUGCCACAUCGGCGCUGUCAUUUUGGUACAGAGCCGAGCGAAGCGCUUAGUUAGAGCCGAUCCAGGCCAGAGCCUUUUUCUCUGGGGCUUCCUCGUGUUCAGUUAGUGCCCCGGUCAAUCCUUGGGAAUCCUUGGCACCUCUUCCGGUAUCCCUACACUCAGCCAGGAGUCAUGUCUUGGGCCGCCCGCCCGCCCUUCCUCCCCCAGCGGCAUGCCGCAGGGCAGUGUGGGCCGGUGGGGGUGAGAAAAGAAAUGCAUUGUGGGGUCGCGUCCCGGUGGCGGCGGCGGCGGCCCUGGCUGGAUCCCGCGGCGGCAGCAGCGGCGGCGGCAGCCGGAGAACAACAAACCCCGGAGCCGGAGCCGGGGGAGGCUGGACGGGACGGGAUGGGCGACAGCGGGCGGGACUCGCGAAGCCCAGACAGCUCCUCCCCCAACCCCCUUCCCCAGGGGAUCCCUCCCCCUUCUCCUCCUGGACCACCUUUGCCACCUUCAGCACCUCCACCUCCAAUGCCACCACCCCCACUGGGCUCCCCCUUCCCAGUCAUCAGUUCUUCCAUGGGGUCCCCUGGUCUGCCCCCUCCAGCUCCCCCAGGAUUCUCCGGGCCUGUCAGCAGCCCCCAGAUUAACUCAACAGUGUCGCUCCCUGGGGGUGGGUCUGGCCCCCCUGAAGAUGUGAAGCCACCAGUCUUAGGGGUCCGGGGCCUGCACUGUCCACCCCCUCCAGGUGGCCCUGGGGCUGGCAAACGGCUAUGUGCAAUCUGCGGGGACCGAAGUUCAGGCAAACACUAUGGGGUUUACAGCUGUGAGGGCUGCAAGGGCUUCUUUAAGCGUACUAUCCGUAAGGAUCUGACCUACUCAUGCCGUGACAAUAAAGAUUGUACAGUGGACAAGCGCCAGAGGAACCGCUGUCAGUACUGCCGCUAUCAGAAGUGCCUGGCCACUGGCAUGAAGAGGGAGGCGGUACAGGAGGAGCGUCAGCGGGGGAAGGACAAGGAUGGGGAUGGGGAGGGGGCUGGGGGAGCCCCCGAGGAGAUGCCUGUGGACAGAAUCCUGGAGGCAGAGCUUGCUGUGGAGCAGAAGACUGACCAGGGCGUUGAGGGUCCCGGGGGAACCGGGGGUAGCGGCAGCAGCCCAAAUGACCCCGUGACUAAUAUCUGUCAGGCAGCUGACAAACAGUUGUUCACGCUUGUUGAAUGGGCGAAGAGGAUCCCCCACUUUUCCUCCUUGCCUCUGGAUGACCAGGUCAUAUUGCUACGGGCAGGCUGGAAUGAGCUCCUCAUUGCUUCCUUCUCUCAUCGGUCCAUUGAUGUCCGAGAUGGCAUCCUCCUUGCCACAGGUCUUCAUGUGCAUCGCAACUCAGCCCAUUCCGCAGGCGUGGGAGCCAUCUUCGAUCGGUCCCUCUCCAGGGUGCUGACAGAGCUAGUGUCCAAAAUGCGUGACAUGAGGAUGGACAAGACAGAGCUUGGCUGCCUGCGGGCAAUCAUUCUGUUUAAUCCAGAUGCCAAGGGCCUCUCCAACCCUGGCGAGGUGGAGGUCCUUCGAGAGAAAGUGUAUGCAUCACUGGAGACCUACUGCAAACAGAAGUACCCUGAGCAGCAGGGACGGUUUGCCAAGCUGCUGCUACGUCUUCCAGCCCUCCGGUCCAUAGGCCUUAAGUGUCUAGAGCAUCUGUUUUUCUUCAAGCUCAUUGGUGACACCCCCAUUGACACCUUCCUCAUGGAGAUGCUUGAGGCUCCUCACCAGCUGGCCUGAGCCCACACCCACAUGUGGGCUUCUCACACUUGAGGGGUGCCAUCCAAGAAGACUCGGAGCCUGGGCCAGGGUGGGAGGCCCCAUGUGCCCAGACAGAACUUCAAGGCCUGGAACACAGAGCAAAACCAACACCUCAAAGGAGAUCUGUCAACCCUCCAAGGGGUUUGCUUGAUAGCUCAAGUCAGAGGGGACCCCAGGUCCCUCUGAGGACUGGACAUUUCCUUUCAGUGACUUUGAGUCUCUGAACUUGUUGGGGUCUCCAAUGAUUUGGGGUGAUUUCUCACUCUCAUCCCUCCCCCAGCACAAAGCACUGAUCCCAUUCCUGGGAUCCUGUUUCCUUCUCAUUUUGCUUCACUCCCAUGUGAAGUGGAAAUGGGGAACUCCCCCCUGAAAUGGAUGUUGGGGGGCGGGCCCCCCAGAACUGAUGGACAUGGAAGUAAGGCUCUGACAAGCUUUCUUCCUUCCAAACCUGGCAGUUGGGGACAAAGAGGGAGCCUGUCACUGUCUUCUGUCCAGAGUCCUCUUUCAUACUUUGCCUCCUACAGUCAGACUGAAAAAUAAAAAGGUGGUGGUGGUUAAAGGGCUGGUGGAGAUGUAGGAACCAAUCUGCUAUUUUUAAUUUCCUCAGAGGAUAGAGACUUGCAGUUAGACUCAAAGAAGUACUGUACUUUCCCAGGUUGACUAAGAGAUGCCAGUGGUGGAGGUUGGUAUUUAGGCAAGGCAGGGUGCUGAGGUGGUCUGUUCCUGGGCUUUCCAAGCACUGGCCUUCUCCACCCUUCGGCCUUCAUGUCUAGCUUGGGGAAGGGGUCUGGGCUGUGAUGACAGGGCCUGGCUGGCUGGUUUGGUGGGUGUAGUCCCUGGGGCCCUUCCCUUCAUAACUUUCCUCCAGUUCUGGGCACACAGCAUAGGCUUGGGAUAGGGAUCCUGGCCUGAGAAUUGAGGGGCGAUGGCCAGUCUGCAGAGACGGAGUGCUGGGGCUGCAUGAUUUUUGCCUUGCAUCUCCUCUUUGGGGUCCUUUCCCCUCUUUCACUCGCACAUAAAAUCGCUUUCAAAUUAAAAUCGCUGUUUUCUGGACUGAGAUGACUAUAGAGGUGGGCAGCGCCCAUCAGCUUGGU
Molecule: messenger RNA, 2879 nt
Organism: Castor canadensis (American beaver)
Lineage: Eukaryota; Metazoa; Chordata; Mammalia; Rodentia; Castoridae
Gene: Rxrb
Product: retinoid X receptor beta
Biological process (GO): regulation of DNA-templated transcription
Cellular component (GO): nucleus
Molecular function (GO): nuclear steroid receptor activity; zinc ion binding; sequence-specific DNA binding
Source: RefSeq, a predicted model, not a curated record